AAAUACAAAAUAACACUUAGAUAUCCUGGAUUGCCGCUAUUAGUCACGAAAUCUGGGAUGUUUCCCAUGGAACUUUGUUACUCGGUUGACGCCCAAUUCUAUAAAGAUGUUUUGGAAGGACAACACAACGCAGAGUUCAUCAAAUGGGCUACUGCUCCUGCUUUCGCUCGAAAGUCUGCUAUUCAGAAGAACGUCGAAGUCCUUCAAUGGAAUUCGCAGCAAAUACUCAAACAAAGCGGAAUCGCAGUAUCUGAAAAGCUAAUGGAAUUAAAAGCCAGAGUAUUGCCUGCACCACUUCCGUGUUACGGUACAGGAACCGAUCCUCGUCCCAAUGAGACCGGUCGAUGGAAUUUGAGAGGCAAAAAGCUAUUGAAGCCCUGCAAAAUCGAAUCGUGGGGAAUGGUGUUUUUCCCGGGUCAGAACGCUGGAGGUUCCAUUCAGACUUUUGGGGAUGCACUCUGUUAUGCCUUGGCCGGCGCCGGGAUAAGUCUUCCACGCCGAGCGCCAGAAACCCUUCUUGGCAAUCCCCAUGGGGAAAUCGAGAAGAUUUGCGUGGAUAUCAUGUCCAAAGCAUCGCACGCCUUUCAAAAGAUGCCAAAUAUUCUAAUCUUUGUUCUCCCGAGCCGCAGCGAGCGACUCUACCGAGCUCUCAAAAACAUCUGCGAGGCAAAGUUGGGCAUUGCAUCACAGGUGCUUUGCUGGGACAAAGCCGGCCGUCCUCGGGGACAGGACCAAUAUCUCGCAAAUGUAGCCAUCAAAGUCAAUGUCAAACUCAAUGGUAUAAAUCAUGAGCUCAAAGAGGAAAUUUUCCUAAAGAAGCGGACCAUGCUGAUGGGAGCUGACGUCUCGCACCCUUUCCCCGCCCAAUUGCGCAAGAAUCCACCACCUCCCUCGUUUUCUGCUCUUGUUGCCACAUACGACAAGGCCUGCAGCGCGUAUACGGCAAUCGCAAGCUGCCAAGAAGCAACCACGCAAAUGAUAUCGGAUUUUAGACGAAUGGCCCAAGAGGUACUCGAAAGGUAUAAACAGAAGAAUAAUAACCUCCUCCCGGAGCAGAUUUUCUUUUUCCGCGAUGGGCUCUCCGAGUCCGAGUUUGCACAGAUAAUGGCCGACGAAGCCCAGCCGUUGAUUGACCUAUGCAAAGAGUAUGCACCUCGCGCACCGAAAAUAACAGUCAUCGUUGCUAUAAAGCGCCAUCACACGCGCAUUUUCCCCGGAACCAAUGUCCGAGGCGACAAAAACGGAAACGUCAUGCCGGGGACCGUCCUGGAAAACUCUUCCGGUCACGACAUUUUCCUAGUUGCCCAUCCUGGCCUACAAGGCACCGUCAGGCCCACGAGAUAUAUAGUCCUGAAAGACGAAAACAAUCUCGCCGCCGAUCAGUUCCAGCGCCUCGUCAACAAUUUAUGCUGGUCCUAUGCUCGAGCCACUACGGCAGUAUCCCUAGUCCCACCAGUUUUUUACGCAGACCAGGUUUGCUCUCGGGCGAAGAUGCAUGUUCGGAGAAUGGAAAAUGGCACGCUCGUCCUUGCGCCUCCGCAGGGGAACGUCAAAUAUAGCAUGUACUGGCAGUGAUUACGUCUGAUAGUGCGCCGAUUCCUCUGCAUUUUUUUUUUCUUCCACAUAUCUUCCGUUCUCAUACUGGGUUUCUCGAUACGGAAAUGUAUCCCAAUUGCCUC
Molecule: messenger RNA, 1679 nt
Organism: Xylona heveae TC161
Lineage: Eukaryota; Fungi; Ascomycota; Xylonomycetes; Xylonales; Xylonaceae
Product: Piwi-domain-containing protein
Exons: 8
Coding region: 58-1575 (505 amino acids)
Molecular function (GO): nucleic acid binding; protein binding
Source: RefSeq, a predicted model, not a curated record